This is a messenger RNA of Charadrius vociferus (killdeer), 1143 nucleotides long. It is a transcript of the gene DNAJC18, whose product is annotated as DnaJ (Hsp40) homolog, subfamily C, member 18. Bases 1 to 891 code for a protein of 296 amino acids. Gene Ontology annotation, cellular component: endoplasmic reticulum membrane. Gene Ontology annotation, molecular function: Hsp70 protein binding. NCBI's taxonomy places the organism in Eukaryota, Metazoa, Chordata, Aves, Charadriiformes, Charadriidae. The transcript is spliced from 7 exons. The record is from RefSeq and is a predicted model, not a curated record. Gene Ontology annotation, biological process: cellular response to misfolded protein.
AUGACAUAUGUCCACUCCGCCCAGCCUCCACCAGACAGAAUAAAGCGGUGUCGGAACUACUAUGAGAUCCUGGGGGUGGAGAGGGACGCCAGCGAGGAGGAGCUGAAGAAAGCCUACCGCAAACUGGCCCUGAAAUUUCACCCUGACAAGAACCGCGCUCCCGGGGCGACCGAGGCUUUUAAAGCAAUAGGCAAUGCUUUUGCGGUUCUGAGCAACCCUGAAAAACGAUUACGGUACGAUGAAUUUGGAAGCGACCGAGAGCAUGUCAGCACUGGCCAGGCCAGGCACUAUAAUUACUACACAGAAUUCGAAGCAGACAUUACACCAGAAGAAAUAUUCAAUGUGUUUUUUGGUGGGCACUUUCCUACAGGAAAUAUCCAUAUGUUCUCAAAUGUAGCCAGAGAUGCACACUAUUAUCCACGGAGGCACCGAAAUGAAAGAGCAUGGACGCAGGAGCAAGAGGAGGAAGAAAACAGGCCACAGAAUUCAUAUUCUGCAUUUAUUCAGUUGAUGCCAGUUUUCAUAAUAAUAAUAGUGUCAGUUAUAAUUCAACUGAUGGUCACAAACCCACCCUACAGCCUAUUCUACAAAUCGUCCAUAGGCCAUGUUGUUAGCAGAGAAACAGAGAACUUGCAGGUGCCUUACUAUGUUGAUAAAAACUUUGAAAAGAAUUAUCAAGGUGCAGAACUUCAGGAGCUAGAGAAAACCGUUGAAAAAGACUACAUAGACUAUAUUCAGACGAGCUGCUGGAAGGAGAAACAGCAAAAGUCUGAUUUGUCGAAUUUGGCCAAGCUAUACAGAGAUGAGCGGUUGAAACAGAAAGCGGAAUCGCUGAAACUUGAGCACUGUGAGAAGCUCUCCAGUUUGAUUGGAAUGCACAAAGGGGGCUGAACCAGGACACACGCGUUCUGUAGUUUUAUUUAUUGCCGUUUUAACUUAUGUUUUUAUUUUUCCUUGUAUAAAAAGGGAAGGAGUCUAUUGUAAAGAGUCGGAUCAUCUGAUUCCUUCUGCGUAUAGCGCAGAGAGUGGCCAACACGAGCCGUAGAGCCAGUGUUGCUGUAAUAUAUACUGUACACUAUAUUUGGUUCCAAGGACCAGUGGCACUUUGUAAAUUAAUUCCCUGGGAGACGCUGUUAGUUUGGA